Molecule: messenger RNA, 889 nt
Organism: Pyrus x bretschneideri (Chinese white pear)
Lineage: Eukaryota; Viridiplantae; Streptophyta; Magnoliopsida; Rosales; Rosaceae
Product: ubiquitin-conjugating enzyme E2 28
Exons: 5
Coding region: 184-630 (148 amino acids)
Biological process (GO): protein polyubiquitination
Cellular component (GO): nucleus
Molecular function (GO): ubiquitin conjugating enzyme activity
Source: RefSeq, a predicted model, not a curated record
AAAGAUAGAAAAUUCUAGAAAGGUCUUUUUUCUUUCUUAUCUUUUUCUAUAUAUGUGAUACAAAAAUAGAUUUCCCCAAUUUUUGACCUUCUCAUUUUCUUUCAAACUCGGAUUCUGUCAAAUCCCAAUCGCGCAAUCUCCUGGUUGUGUUUUGUGUGAUUGUGUGUGUUUGUAGGUGUUGUCAUGGCAUCUAAACGUAUCUUGAAGGAGCUCAAGGAUUUGCAGAAGGACCCCCCUACCUCAUGCAGUGCUGGUCCUGUGGCCGAGGACAUGUUCCAUUGGCAGGCGACAAUUAUGGGACCUGGUGAUAGCCCAUACACGGGUGGUGUUUUUCUAGUUUCAAUUCAUUUCCCUCCAGAUUAUCCAUUCAAGCCUCCAAAGGUUGCAUUUAGGACCAAGGUAUUCCACCCAAACAUUAAUAGCAAUGGAAGCAUAUGUCUUGAUAUUCUCAAAGAACAAUGGAGCCCGGCACUAACCAUUUCCAAGGUGCUGCUGUCCAUAUGCUCUUUGCUGACGGACCCCAACCCCGACGACCCGCUUGUCCCCGAAAUUGCACACAUGUACAAGACGGACAGGGCAAAAUAUGAAGCCACUGCUCGCAGUUGGACUCAGAAGUACGCGAUGGGGUAAAACCAAAGGUUCCGGCAUUUGUUAAAGGCUUGCAAAUGCAUGAACUCCAUCCCCUUUUAAGUGAACAUUGGAAAUAUUGAAAAGUUAUCUAUUUGUGAGACUUAAAGUUGAUCAAGGAACAAGUUCGCAUUUGUGAAUAUUCAUUUGAAGGCAUUCGAGAUGGAAGGACAAAACAAGUGUAAUGUAUCGUUGCUAUGAUAUUUAAGUGAAUGGUUUGUUUGUUGAAGAAAUAAUGCUUUUUAAGUGCACGAUUGCUUUA